GCUGUGGAAUCAUGUUCCCCUGGGACUACAUUCUGGAUAGUGAGGGGGAUAAUGAUGACAGCUGUGAUGCAGUGAUCUUUUCCCCGACAGCCCGGGCUGUCCAGAACGUCUGAAAUGUCAUGCACCUGCACCAGGAAGUUGAAGAGGAAGAGGAGGAAGAGGAGGAGGAAGAAGAAGAGGAGAUAGAGCAGGAGCACGAGGGCAAGAAGGUGGUGGUUUUCUUCACCCGGAAUGGCAAGAUCAUUGGGAAGAAGGAUGCUGUUGUACCUUCUGGAGGCUUCUUUCCCACCAUUGGAAUGCUCACUUGUGGGGAGAAGGUGAAAGUCGACCUACACCCCCUAAGUGGCUUCCCUGGCACAUCCGCCCUGCUCACCAGCAGGCUCUGGGAAGAUAUCACCCUGCCCCCACCAGCUCAGGGCCCAGUCAGGCUGUACCUUCUGUUCCUGGGCCCGAGCCUUUGGUGAUGGGCAGAGAACAGUGUUGAUAUACGGGAGGGUCCCCAUGCUUUGGUUUGUGAG
Molecule: messenger RNA, 518 nt
Organism: Peromyscus maniculatus bairdii (prairie deer mouse)
Lineage: Eukaryota; Metazoa; Chordata; Mammalia; Rodentia; Cricetidae
Source: RefSeq, a predicted model, not a curated record